CUCGAUCGUUGAAACACCGAAACAGAAACGCGAACGCGUGGGCGAUUCGAGGGUGGGGAAUCAGCCGGUGCUUCCUUCUCUAUUCUCUCUAUACUCUAUAUACGCGAAACCGCGUCGCGUUCGCGCAUGCAUUGUGGUGAAUGCGGUCUGUGGCCUGUGCCUGUGGUCGACGAGCCGGGGGAUCGUCCGAUAUGCGUAUUACAUACGCAAUACGCGACUAAUUUAUUAUAAUAUUACUCAUCCAUCGGUUCGCCCCGCGCGAAUGAGGUGAUUCGCGUCGACGAAGGCGCAAUUGUCAAUUCUUUCUCCGCGAAAAUCGAAUCGGAAUCUCUCUUUCUCUCCGUCUAGGUGUUUACGAAAAACAGGUAGACAUUCUCUUCCAGCACCCUUGGCACGAUGAAUCCACGUAGUAAUAGACGAUUUUGCGGACGAUACAAAUAGAAGAGAGCAACAGGAAUACUUGCACCUCUGAAGUUUCGGAUAACGCGUGAUCGAGCGUUUCUCGUUGUUCAGGACGAUACUUUUGCGUAAAUGUGCGGCGGUUUACGAUUGCAGACGUCGACGGAUUGGAUACGUUAGGUGGUUAGAUUUUUGAGAGUUUUUGAUACAUUCCAGAAUGUAUCGUAAACUCAAGUUCGAGGUGGAAUACCUCACCGAGGAACACCUCACGGGGUUCGAGAGCUAUAAAUAUAGCUCCUUGGAUACAAGCCCUCUAAGCGUAUAUGUUAUGCAUCCCUUUUGGAACAAAGUAGUACAGUAUUGUCCAAAGUGGGUUGCCCCAAAUGUACUAACCUUUUCGGGAUUUCUUUUUACUGUGUUGAAUUUUAUGUUAUUUGCGUAUUAUGACUACUAUUUCUACGCAUCCAGUGAUGACAAGCCGGAAUACCCUCCAAUAUCACGAUGGGUCUAUGCUGUAGCUGCUUUUAACAUUUUUAUGGCAUAUACGCUUGAUGGGAUAGAUGGAAAGCAGGCAAGGCGUACACAAACGUCUGGUCCUUUAGGAGAAUUAUUCGAUCAUGGUUUAGACAGUUGGACCGCUAUGUUGAUCACUGUGUGUAUGUACUCAGUUUUCGGCAGAACGGAUCACAGUGUCUCGCCAUUACGAAUGUACUUUAUAUUAUGGAAUGUAUUUAUUAAUUUCUAUCUGAGUCACUGGGAGAAAUAUAACACAGGUGUUCUAUUUCUCCCUUGGGGAUAUGAUGCUUCCAUGCUAGCAACUGUCAUAGUAUUUACUCUUACCAGCAUAGGUGGACACGAAGCCUGGAAAUUCGAAUUACCAGGUGGUGUGUCAGCAGGAAUGAUGUUCGAAAUGCUGUUUUAUGUUAGUGCACUUGUGUCUAAUUUGCCAGUUGUUCUUUGGAACAUAUACAAAUCAUAUAGAGAUAAGACCGGCAAAAUGCGGACGUUUCCAGAGGCCAUAAGGCCCUUGGUGCCGUUAAUUUUGCUCUUUGCAAUUUCUACAAUCUGGAUAAUACACUCUCCAAGUAACAUUCUAGAAAAGGAUCCAAGAAUAAUAUAUUUUGCCAUCGGCACAAUCUUUUCCAAUAUAUGCUGUCGAUUAAUUGUAUCACAGAUGAGUAAUACUAGAUGUGAAAUAUUACCAUGGAUAUUGUUGCCAGUCGCAGUAGCCGCUAUUUUUUCGUUUAUGUUGCCUAGCAUAGACCUAGGAUUUAUGUAUUUGGUAUCUAUAGUGGCUCUGUUAGCACACGUUCAUUAUGGUGCUUGUGUGGUGCGUCAAAUGUGCCGUCACUUUCGUAUUCAAACGUUUUCCAUAAAAGAUCAUUCCGAAUGACUACUUGCCGACGAUAUAUGUUGAAAACGAAGAAAUUACGAGGUAAAAAAAAGUCGUUAAAAUCGGCACAAAGAAGCAAACAGGGAGAAGAGAUCUGACACACACAUAAACAUACAAAUUGUUAUUAGAUUUAAUCGUGAGAAGAUUAAUUAUCAUGACAAGACACUUAUUGGGAGAACAAGAAAUUCUAGAAUCACGUCCUUCACACGAAAUACGAUUAUGUAAAUGUGCUAUUCGCAGAGAUUGCAAUAGUGUUAUUUCAUUUCACAUAUCAUAAUCGUGAAUCAUCUACAGAAUCGUCUGUUGACUUUUACGCCAGAAACAAAUUCUCCGUUCUACAAGAAUUCCUUAUAUAUUAUCUUACUGUGAUAUACAUUUAGUUAUCCGCGCAUCAUUUUUUUAUGUUUGAAAGAAUGGUUUAUCCAAACAUUCUCCAUAUAUGCAGCUUAAAGCACCGGGCUUACAUAUGUAACAUGUAUGUGUGUACAAAUACUUUUUCUUUGAAUGCUGCUGACUUCAUCGAGCAGCAACCUGUAAAAAUACGCACCUUCGUUUUUGACACGUAUCGUCCCUCGGAUGUUCAUCUUACUAACAAUGUAAUAUCUAAAUUUUUUCCUUUUCUUUUCUCUAAUUUUCCUAUUUCUUUCUAAAAUUGUAUAAAUUAUCAUCAGCAAUUCAUAUACGUUUCAAUAAUAGAACAAUGCAUGUUGUGUAGUAAUACAAGUCAUUUAGUACAAGUUAAUAAGUAUGAUAAUGGGUCGAGUGUAUUAUUGUUUAUAUUUCAGUGUAAAUUUAUGUUAAGAUAUGUAUGAUUUGUAAUUAUUACAUUAUUAUCGUACUAGUUCUAUACGAAAUUACUUUGCAAAAUUCAAUAUAAUCAAAUAUCAAUGACAAGAAAUUAUUUUAUUUUAUAUACUUUAAAACGAAAAUGUUUGAUUACAAUGUCAGAUACAUUGAAAUAAUGUUUAAAAACAUGUAAAAUUAACUAUGUUAAGACAUAUAUCACAAAAAAUUUAAGACUUGGUUGACAAAUCAAUUGUUUUUAUGUCUUUAAUAUGCUUACUAAAGCUUACAUUGGCUUACAUUUUGUUGAAAACUAUAUAUAUAAUAUAUUACAGUGAAAUAUUGCAAGACGUAUUGAAAAAAUACCUAAGAUUUCACGAAAUAAAAGAUAUUUUUACAAAGUAAAA
Nylanderia fulva is the source of this 2982-nucleotide messenger RNA. RefSeq names its product ethanolaminephosphotransferase 1. Lineage: Eukaryota; Metazoa; Arthropoda; Insecta; Hymenoptera; Formicidae. The record is from RefSeq and is a predicted model, not a curated record. Gene Ontology annotation, molecular function: ethanolaminephosphotransferase activity. Gene Ontology annotation, biological process: phosphatidylethanolamine biosynthetic process. Gene Ontology annotation, cellular component: Golgi apparatus; endoplasmic reticulum membrane.